Molecule: messenger RNA, 1987 nt
Organism: Zea mays
Lineage: Eukaryota; Viridiplantae; Streptophyta; Magnoliopsida; Poales; Poaceae
Exons: 9
Coding region: 168-1697 (509 amino acids)
Cellular component (GO): nucleus
Source: RefSeq, marked validated
AAGAUCACACAGUACCGGCAGGCGGCAGCAAUUGGAGUGUUUACGCCGAGACUUGAAAACGGCAUCAGUAGCAAACGGAGGCGACCACGAGCGACGGGGCCAGCCGCGGUCCCCAACGUCAGAGGAUCUCGUUCCAGCUGCGGCAGGGCGGCCAACACCGGCACCUCAUGGGCGCCGACGACGAAGCCGCCGCCGCCAUGGAGGCGCAAGAGAGGGAGGCGGAGAUCGAGAAGGCCAUGCGCGCCCGCGUCGCAGACUUCAAGAAGCAGGCCGACUCCUUGACUCUUGAAGGCGUUAGGAGAGCACUGGAAAAGGACCUGGAUUUGAAGAUAUAUUCACUUGAUGCACAUAAAAAGUUUAUAAAGCAAUGUGUAGACAAAGUUUUUGCUGAAUCUGCUGAUGAAAAUGCAAAUGAUGAUGCAUUAGAGGAUUCUGAUGCUAAAGAUGAUCAUUUAUCAAAAGAAGGGACAGAUGUUGCUAAACCAAUGCCUGUUUCAAAUAAAAUGUCCUCCAAUGCUGAUGUCGUAACAUCCAGCAAGACAGGAAAGGAUCCUGAAGAAGAAAAGAAUCAAACUUCCAGCAGUGAUAUUAGUGAAGACAUGAUAAAAGAAGCCAUUGAAAAAAGGGCAUCUUAUUUUAGAAAGAACUCUGAUACUCUUACUUUACAAGGAGUUCGGCGUACUUUGGAAGAAGAUCUCAAGCUUCAGAAGAAAGCUUUAGAUGCCUAUAAGAAUUUUAUUACUACAGGAUUAGACAAGAUUUUGCAAGAACCUGCAAAUGGGACAAAGAAAAAAAGUAAAAAUGGAUCUUCCAAGGAUACUGACAAAACAAGUAAAGGCUCUAAAAGAGUCCAUGAAGAAUCAGAUAGCUCUGAAUUAAAUGAUAGAAAGAGUGAUAUGGAUAAUAGCGACGUGGAUUCAAGGCCAAGAAAGAAAAGGGCAGAAAAGGCUAAAGUCACCAAAAAACAGAAAAUAGUUACAAAUGAGAGGAAACUGUCAACUCCAAAGGCUAAAAAGGUUGCAAAACAAGAUUUGGGUAGCAGUACUGAAGAACAGGGUGGCAAUUCAGCAGAAGAGGAUAAUUCUCAUUCAUCCGCUGAGGAAGAUAAUAAGAGAAAACGGCAACAGACUCCAGCUUAUGGGAAACAAGCAGAGCAUCUGAAAUCGAUAAUCAAGUCUUGUGGAAUGACUAUUCCACCUACUGUGUAUCGGAGAGUCAAGCAAGCUGCUGAGAACAAGCGUGAGGCCUGUUUGAUAAAGGAGUUACAGGAUAUACUUGAAAAGGAAGGAUUGUCAAAAAAUCCUUCUGAAAAAGAAAUUAAAGCAGUGAAGAAGAGAAAAGAAAGAGCAAAGGAACUUGAGGGCAUAGACAUGAGUAAUAUUAUUACUAGUUCGCGUCGGAGAAGUACAUCAAGUUUCAUACCCCUGCCACCACCGCCGCAAAUAGAAGUGGAUAGUGAUGAUGAUGAAGACGAUGACGAUGAUGCAGAAGGCAAUGAUGCAGAAGGCGAUGAUGAUGAUGCAGAAGGCGAUGAUGAAGACGAUGCAGAAGGCGAUGAUGAUGAUGCGGAAGGCGAUGAUGCAGAAGACGAUGAUGAAGUUGAUGAGGAGAAUGUCAAAGGUCGAGAUGAAGGUGAUAAUGAUACUGCCGAAGCUGCCAACGGUUCUGCUGAUGAUGCUGAAAAGGAGAACAAUUGAUUCCGGCCCCAGAAUAGGUUCAGCUUCAUGUUGGCUUCGGCAAGUUGGCCUCGUUCGUGGAUGUCUGGAUGUAGCCAGUUGCUCAGGAGUUCUCUUCUGACGUUUAUUUAUGUGUGCGUGAUGGGAACAUUUGUUGGCUUCAGCUUUGGGUGAAACAUGAGGAACAUAUUGUCCUUGUAGUGAUGUGCAAUGUCACAUUCGUCCUCUUAGCAUCUUGUUCGCGAUUGUGUAGAUUACAACAACAGUCGCAAAACAUAUAAGUUAGCAGUAAUCAAGUACUGAUUGGUUUA